This is a messenger RNA of Haplochromis burtoni (Burton's mouthbrooder), 5488 nucleotides long. RefSeq names its product FAM20B glycosaminoglycan xylosylkinase (gene fam20b). The transcript has 9 exons. Gene Ontology annotation, cellular component: Golgi apparatus. Gene Ontology annotation, molecular function: phosphotransferase activity, alcohol group as acceptor. Lineage: Eukaryota; Metazoa; Chordata; Actinopteri; Cichliformes; Cichlidae. The coding region runs from base 3368 to 4597 and encodes 409 amino acids. The record is from RefSeq and is a predicted model, not a curated record. Gene Ontology annotation, biological process: protein phosphorylation.
GGCUCCACACUGAGUUGUGCUGUGCCGAAAUUCUGAAGAAAAGGUGACUCACAAGGAGAGAGGAAGUGGAACUCAUCUGUGUCCGCUGUUGCUGGAGCUACGCGCUGAGGAGAGACUUUGUGAAGCAACAAAAUCCCAGAGUGACUUACUGUGGAGGCUAACUGAUGUUUGAGUACUGCUGGUUGGCCAAAGGGACAAAAAGAGGUCUGUGAAUGAAAUGGAUGAAAUGUGAGACACAGGAUGGGUGGCUGAGAGACGAUUUACCUGUGUUUGUCUAAAGAUGCUGGUUAUUCCGUCUUAACUGACAUAUUCAGACAGUAUGUCAUUUGCAGUGCGUCAAAUAAGUUUGUGCAACUAUGGAAGAAUUAAAGCUGUGGUCUGUGCAAAAGGAGAAAAUGCAUAGAUGUUAAACAAAGCUCGUCUUGAUGGUCAGCGACCCCAUCAAAUGUUUCCUUUCUUUGUAUUAGCUUUAUCUGAUGUUAGAUGAGAACGGUGGAAGAAAAAGACAAAUGUUACUGUGGACAUCGGAAUAGAGAAUGUUUUUUUGUUUUGUUUUGUUAAUUAAUCUGGGUACAAUAAUCUCUUUGAGAGCAACCCAAAUUAUGUCAGGCAUUUUUUUUCUUAUGUGUGGUUUUCCUCACUGUAAUCUGAGUUUACAUGUUUUUUGGUUGUUUUUUUUUUCCCUCUUUUCAGCAUAUGGUCAAAGUAAUGGAAACAGGUGUUUAAUUUAGAGUUGGAUUUCAAGAUCAACCACUACUACUUCUGUUUUUGGAGAGUGUAAUAUAGCCACGCUCCCUUUAAAAUUAAGAUAAUCUUUUUUUGGUUUUUAUGAAGAAAUUUGAUGCCACGCUUGAACAUUUUUGUGUCUGCAUUACGAGCUUGUGUUGUUUCCUUAAAACUGACCAUACUGUCUGCACAUGCACAACUUGCCCUGCAUUAACUGUUCCGGGCAAAGCUCAUUCUAGAUCUGUCUUUUUAAUGGUCUCGUUGUCGAGAUGGAGGGUUCGAUGGGAGGAUGUUUAUUCUUUCGGUUGGCUGGAGAAGUGUAUUCAAUGUGAACCGGUGCCUCACGUGCACCAGCCAGGCAUUCAUUCAGCAUUUACCGAGGAUGGAAACGACGGCAGCCUGCAUUUUAAGUCGUCGAAGCUGAUGGGGGUGAUGUAUAAAUUACCUUCACCCUUUACCUAGCUCUGUGUGUGUGUCUCGUCUCUGCCUGCAUCGUGUCUGUGGCCAGUGCUAUGACCUCUCUGAGUGAUGCGCUGCCUAGUGACUGAGUAACAAUAAACACUUUUUGGUUUGUUUUUUUUUUUAAACUUCACAUCAAUUUUAUGCUCGUCGUUCUGUUGAAGGUUGUGUGCGACUGUGAAAUGAAGCACAGAUUUGUGCAGGUGAAUGUGAGUCUUGGUCGUAUUACAUGUCACAGUGCUAUUUGACAAUUCCACCCACUCCUCCCUUCUCCUUUUUAAAAAAAAAUAAAGUAAAAAAAUCUGGAACUGGUGAUGAGCACAAUGUCUAGUAGUAUGGCUUCUUCGUAGUAGUGAUGCCAACAUAUAUUUUUUAAAGCAAUCUAGAUUUUUAAGUCUAACAAAAUAUCGAAAAACAAAAUCAGAGCACUCCAGUUACUCUGUGUUGGUUAUUUUUUAUUCUUAUUACACUUUCUUAAUCAUCGUUAGGUUACAGUCAGAUCCACUACACUAUAGAUGUUGGCUUUGCAUUACUAAUAACGCACUGAGGUGUUAGUCAUACAUAAAGUAUUAACUAUUUUGUUUGUACUUUUAACAGUUAAAGGUGUUUUGUCUGUUGAGUACAGUUUAAAUGUUUGGGGAGGGGGGGUUGUUUUGUUUUUUUACUUCUCAGGCCUCCUAAUUAUUCAAAUAAAAUGAUUUAAAAUAAUCUCUUUUUUUAUGUGGUCUGUCUUCCAAGAAGAAAAAAACCAACUUUCAUAAUAAAAAUAAAGUUUUUGCUCAAACAAUAAGAAUGUGGAGGUGUUGCGUCAUACGUUUACUGGUACUGGGGGCUAAAUGCGUCCGUUAGUCAGCUGUCUUUAAAGGUCAAAAAGUCUGCAACACUUGUGGCACGAAGAGCAACUUUUAUUGCUUGUGCAACACAUUUGUCUGUGGUCUUCAUCCAGGAUGUUGCCGUUGAGUUUUGGCUCCUUGAGAGUUUCGCCUCUCCCCCUUGCACCUUGCAAGCAGGCUGAAGUUGUGCCAAAAGGCUUGACUCAGCUACUUUCAUGAAGUGUUAUAUUUGUUUUCCAUUAUUGCUUGUGAUUUUAGGUAUCUGAAUACCUGCGACCGUUCGUACGUCUUCCUGUUUAUCACACAUGCAAGAGAUAUAGAGAAAUGUUGCCGUCAGUAACACGAGGGAGGUAUUUUCCAAGAUGGAAAAUGAGAAUGAGCGAGUCAAACAAAAGCACCUGCUCAAGAGGGGGGAGAGGUGACCAGGAGUCACUAAACCUAUGAGCUUUUAAUGGCUGUAUAACAGAUAUUUUUCUUCAGAUUUUCAUCAAAGCAAAGGCAGGCCGUUGUCAGUACCCUGCCAAAUCUAUUUUCCUCAUCAGUUUCUAAUUGAAAUACGGACCCCAAACUGUUCUCAAAAUCUUGCCCCCUAUAGCUUUUAAGAAUGGUGUCAAUCUAUAAUAACAUUAGUUCACAUCUCCAAAAAAAAAAGGUUUGGGGACUUUCUUUUAGUGGUUCCCAAACCUUUUGUGUGAUCUCCCACUUCAGAAGUCAGCAAAAGGUCGUGUUCCACUCAUAGGUUUGAUCCCACACAAAUCUUUAUCCGUUAUUAAUGAUAUACAAGGAGCCAAUCUGCAUUUUACUUAUGCAUAUGCAACACCCAUGCACACACACGGUGUUUCAGUUUCUGGGGGCGGGCCCUACAGGGCAACACUGCCGCCUGGUGGCUACCUGGCUGUCAUGCAGACGGAGGAAGUGUUUCGGAAGUGGACACGGCAGGGCACAGAAGGAAUCGAAGAAAAGGGCGGAGGAAAGGGAGCUUCCGAGGGGGGUUAAAAAAAAAAAAAGAGAGAAAUCACCGCGACUUCUAGCACCUAACCAAUUUACUAACACCAACUUUCGUUUUGAAAGACUGAAAGGACAGCUGUGUGAUACGUAAUCUACAGUGAACGGCGUAUGAGCAUAAGUUCUCCUGCUGUCUCCCUGCUGGUGACUGCCUGUUUGCUUAGACUGCAGCUCCAGGGAAAAGGCAGAAAAGCUCCCGUCCUUCAGACAAGUUGGUCUUACAGUGCAGGCAGGGAGGAAGGUGACUGAGCUGCAGGGGCCAUGCAUCAAGGGUGAGGGGUGUUCGCUGUGGGGGAGACGCACAACUACAGGCAAGGAGGAGGUCAGGGCCAGUCAGUGUGGAAAUGAAGCUCAAACAGCGCAUGGUGGUGCUGUGUGCCGUGCUCCUCCUGCUGGGCCUGGCCAAGAUCUUCCUGCUGGAUGGAGGUGAAGGAACUGCAGCUAGCCGGCGGGACCUCAGAGCGUUUCGCAAGAUGGAAGCUGGUCUUUCACUGUCUCGGGGCGCUCGCCUUACCAACACCCUCCAGUCUUCAUGGGAGAUAGCAAGCCAAUGGGUGGGCCCCAGAGAGGUGUACCCCGAAGAGACUCCAGAGCUGGCUGCUGUGCUUACUUCCCUGAGCUCUGCCAGGAUAGAGCGGGCAGAUGUGGGCUAUAAGGGCACACAGCUCAAAGCCUUGCUGGUGCUAGACGGAGGACAGAAAGUGGUCUUCAAACCCAAGAGGUACAACAGAGACUAUGUGGUCGAAGGAGAGCCAUACGCAGGCUAUGACAGACACAAUGCGGAGGUAGCUGCUUUUCACCUGGACAGGAUCCUUGGUUUCAGGAGAGCACCUUUGGUGGUUGGCCGAUACAUCAAUCUGCGAACUGAGAUCAAACCUGUGGCCACAGACCAACUUCUCAGCACUUUUCUCGUGCAGGGCAAUAAUACAUGUUUCUAUGGGAAGUGUUACUACUGUCGGGAGAGUGAGCCAGCAUGUGCAGAGGGGGAAAUCAUGGAGGGGUCAUUAACCCUUUGGCUGCCAGAUGUCUGGCCACUGCAGAAACACAGACACCCUUGGGGACGCACAUACAGAGAGGGGAAACUGGCAAGGUGGGAGUAUGACGAGAGCUACUGUGAGGCAGUGAAGAAGAUGCCCCCAUAUGAUGCAGGGCCAAGGCUGCUAGAUGUUAUUGACACGGCGAUUUUUGAUUACCUUAUUGGAAAUGCUGAUCGUCAUCACUACGAAAGUUUCCAGGAUGAUGGAGGUGCCAGCAUGCUUAUCCUUCUUGACAACGCCAAGAGCUUCGGGAACCCAGCUCUGGACGAGCGAAGCAUUCUUGCACCACUCUACCAGUGCUGCAUGGUUCGUGUGUCCACGUGGAAUAGAUUAAACCUGCUGCGAAGUGGAGCUCUGAGCUCAGCCAUGCGACAGGCUCUGGCAUUUGAUCCCAUUCACCCAGUCCUAGCUGAACCACACCUUGCAGCCCUGGAUAGGCGUCUAUCUGGAGUUAUAGCAACCAUAAAGCAGUGCAUGGAGGCACAGGGCCCUGAUAACACCCUAAUAGAGGACCGAAUGAACCUACCACAUCCUUAAAAGGAAGGAAAGGAGAAAGGGAGGGGAAAAAAGCCAAGACUUUCCAGCCUGGACCUGGAGGGAGACGAGUGACCAAACAGAUCAGCUCUGGUGUUUAAAGAAGGGACAGCAAAAUGACAGGGUGGAAUAAAUGUUUCUCCCCCCGUUUCCCUUCUUUGUAAUGCUGAACACUUGCACUCGAGUGAUUCGCUAAAAGGUGCAAAAUCAUGGGAUUCAAAGAGUUGAAACUGCGUCACCGUUAACCAUUUAAACUUUCUCUCAGGACUGUUGUACACUACAGGAUGUGAUCUGCUGUAAGGACCACUUCUUCUAUUACUACUGGUUUAGAUGACACUCAUGCCUUGUGCCAAAUCCUCUCUCCUGGUCACGCUUCUCCUUGACAGUCGGCUAAGGAGAAAGGAUGGAGAUGAACAUAUUCGAGAAAGGAGGAGGGAAUGUUAAAUUGAACCUGUUGUGAGUUGUUGUUGGUUCAAGCAGCUUGGAGUUUACAGUCCAGGAAACUGAAAAUGUUUUUCUGUAGAAAUGACAGGAAAUUAAAAAAAAAUUAUUUUUUUGAGCUGAUUUGUUUUUCUCCCUUUCCUCGAAUUGAAAAAUAACUCGAAGAAAUAGAGAACUGACUCAAUUCUGUGUACAUAACUAAAGUAACUAGUGAUGUAGAAUUAUGAGACAAAAGAAUAUAAAUUUGUGGAUUAUAAAUUAAAUGAUGUUAAAGCUGUGUGUUUGUGUCCGGGGGUACGCGUGUGUGUAGAUGAAUAACUGCCACAUUGUGUCACAAAUAAGAAAGCUACUGACUUGCCCGACUCGAAGGAUCAUGAUGCAGAGGUCAGGUGUGUGUGUGUGUGUGUGUGUUCGUUCAUCUUUAACAAUAAACUAUUGUCUAUUUAAUUCCGA